Messenger RNA from Branchiostoma belcheri (Belcher's lancelet), 1330 nucleotides. RefSeq names its product claspin-like. The record is from RefSeq and is a predicted model, not a curated record. Lineage: Eukaryota; Metazoa; Chordata; Leptocardii; Amphioxiformes; Branchiostomatidae. Bases 119 to 439 code for a protein of 106 amino acids. The transcript is spliced from 3 exons.
UGAUACUAGUGAAUGCAUAGUUCAUUUGUUUGUCCCUCAGGCCCUUGAAGGAAAACCAGACCAAAAAGACAAAUCAUCUGCUGUCUCGCCUGGAAAACCAUCCAUCCUGGCCAAACCCAUGAGAUACCGCUAUGGGUCCUUUCUGAAGAAGGAUAAGGCCAGCCUGGAGCGGCUUGCCUCUGCCAAAGUGGUGGAUCCCAACGGUCCUCGUCACUCCAAGAACUUCAUCUUCAAGAGAGUCUCUCCAGACAAACCCAAGCCAACAACAAAACGACCACAGGUGAACAGGUCCAUGAGCCAGGUGGUGACACCCAGCGCUAAACGACCAGACUGGACCGCAGCCAGAGUGAGGACAGCAACAGCAUCUUCACCAUGCUGUACUGAGCAGCACCCCGCCUAUGCUGUCAAGGACAGCAAUCCAUCACGGAAGGCUGGAUAGCACCCCCACUGUGCUGUAAACAGCCUCCUGUACCAAACUGUCUGCAAGAGCACUGUCUGUACUUGGAGACGCUUCUCAUUCAUGGUUCGUUAGUUGUAAUGAGGAGUCCUUUUAAUAAUGAACUUGGAAGAUAUUAUUCGACAAUCUGAAUGAUUGUCACAGAGAGCAAACAAUGCGGGAUGAUCAGCUUCAUAAGAUGUAAAAUUAACCAUUGGGAACGCUCAUAACUUGCACAGCUAGCAGAAUUGCUGGGGAUGAUUUGGCACUGUAUCUUUUUAAGAAUUGUUUUUCACAAGGAUUAGAAAAUCAAUAAAACCUCAACAUGAUUUUCUCCUUACAUCAUACAGUAACAUGUAUUUAAGAUAAUGCUAUUGCCAGUAUUGGCACCAUAGAUGUACAGGGUUUAUUUCCUUCAAGCCUGGAAUUUGGUGUUGGAGAACCAUAAAUUUAGGUUGCGUUCAUGGGUGAUUUGAUUUUAACUUAUGAGGUAUUUUGAAGUAAAAUUUGCACAAAUAAGAAAAUCCAUACUCCAUUAUUCCAAUGAAAUGCCCACUCGACAUCCUACAAAUUCAUUGGAAUGUCCUGGUAACUAGAUCUAAUAUAAGCUUUGAUUCAGCUGCCAUAUAUGUAUACAACAUUGCCAAGUGCCAAUGAUUUAUAGUUUAGUCUUGAAGAGAAUUGUGUUCUGUUAUUGUUCAUACAAUCAAGAACAUCAUUAUCAUGUAACUAUUGUAUGUUUUUAGGUGGAAACCGGAGUGUGAAAAAGGUGAAUGACAACAUGAAUGAUAACAAAAAGCUAGGGAAAAUUAAAACCUUUGUAUUAUGUUGUACUUUACACAAAUCUAUAUAAGUACAAUUAUUCCCAAUAAAGACAAACAGCAUUACAAGCUA